CUAGGCGGUGGCCGAAUGGAGAGGAAGAGCGCGGUGGCCGGGGCCAAGGGGAACCCGAGUCCUCCCUCGGCGGGAGAGGGGCAGCGGUCGCAGCCGCCUCUGUGCGCCCCGGGCGGCGGCAGCGGGGCCCCAGCGCCGGGCCAGGCUGGGGCGGCGGCCGAGCCCGCCGAGCUCAUUCGGCGUGCCCACGAGUUCAAGAGCCAAGGGGCCCAGUGUUACAAGGACAAGAAAUUCCGCGAAGCCAUAGGCAAAUACCACCGCGCGUUGCUGGAGCUGAAGGGACUGCUGCCGCUGCCCGGGGAACGGGAGCGGGACUCGCGCGCAGCCUCCCUGAGCGGAGCCCCCAAAGCCGGCUGCCUCUCGGAGGAGCAGAGCAAGACGGUGGAAGCCAUCGAGAUCGACUGCUACAACAGCCUGGCAGCCUGCCUGCUCCAGGCUGAGCUGGUGAACUACGAGCGAGUCAAGGAGUAUUGCCUCAAAGUCCUGAAGAAGGAAGGGGAGAACUUCAAGGCCCUUUACCGGUCUGGUGUGGCCUUCUACCACCUUGGAGACUAUGACAAAGCACUCUACUACCUGAAGGAAGCAAAGAUCCGACAGCCAACAGACACCAACGUGAUUCGAUAUAUCCAGCUGACAGAAAUGAAGCUCAGCAGAUGCUCCCAGAGAGAGAAAGAAGCCAUGUAACCAGAAGCCUCUCCAGAGCU
Loxodonta africana (African savanna elephant) is the source of this 704-nucleotide messenger RNA. It is a transcript of the gene TTC9, whose product is annotated as tetratricopeptide repeat domain 9. Gene Ontology annotation, molecular function: protein binding. Lineage: Eukaryota; Metazoa; Chordata; Mammalia; Proboscidea; Elephantidae. Bases 16 to 684 code for a protein of 222 amino acids. The transcript has 3 exons. The record is from RefSeq and is a predicted model, not a curated record.